Molecule: messenger RNA, 603 nt
Organism: Fulvia fulva
Lineage: Eukaryota; Fungi; Ascomycota; Dothideomycetes; Mycosphaerellales; Mycosphaerellaceae
Exons: 1
Coding region: 1-603 (200 amino acids)
Source: RefSeq, a predicted model, not a curated record
AUGGCGAAGCAUCAAUACCAACCUCUCAUACCUGAACGCAAGAGGGUAUCGCAAAAAUCGCAACUCAAGGACUGGUGGUUGGGUGCCGUAGCAUUGCUAGGAUGGUCGUUACUCCUAGCGGCCGUUUACAUACAACACAACCCAUGGACCAACCCAGCAAUAGUCGCAUACACCUACGAUGACUUUGACAACAGAAGCUACGAAUGCGGCCACACCCCAGAGGAAGCCAUCUCCAAAGGCUGCCACUGGGAUCCUGUCAGCUUCGCAUGGCUACCAGAGCGGUGCCUCGACAGAGAACUGGCCGACGAACUCGUGAACCAUACUCAUUGGACGAUACAUGCCGACGAAAAUGGCACUAUUCCCAAGGCGCAGGAAGCCUUCGCCUCAAAUCAGUCUGACACCUAUUUGACUAAUGGUAACCAUGCUCUGCACUGCAUCUACUCUUGGCUUCGACUCCAUCGACUUCUUCUGGCCGGCAAGCAUUACCAUUCGGGAUUGUCGCUGGAUCACACGAGACAUUGUUCGAGGGUGCUCCAGGAAGCUAUGCAUCAAGAUCUGAACGAGGUUUCGACUACUGCGCUGGUAAUAUUGCCCGCCUGUUGA